This is a messenger RNA of Cadophora gregata, 336 nucleotides long. RefSeq lists its product as uncharacterized. Lineage: Eukaryota; Fungi; Ascomycota; Leotiomycetes; Helotiales; Ploettnerulaceae. The record is from RefSeq and is a predicted model, not a curated record. The coding region runs from base 1 to 336 and encodes 111 amino acids. The transcript has a single exon.
AUGCCCAAACCCACCCUCCCUGCCGGCCCAUACUUCGGCCCCAUCCCUUACCAAUACCCUCUCUACCAACCACAUUUACUCCCUGGUCCUACCCAGCCUGUUCUUCCCUACAUCCCCACGUGCCCUCCUUACCACGUACAGAUCCACGUCCAGCCGCAGCCCCAGCAGCCAUUGAUAACGCACCAGGGAAUGCUUUUUCAGGAAGAUGGGUAUCCGGGUCCAGGUUCGCUACCCCCUGGUGGAAGGUGGGCGGUGACGAUGGAGAGGGAUGGGAGGAGGACGUUGUGGACUAUUAUGCCUGGGGAGACGAGACCUUCGGGUUGGGCGUAUGAAUAG